AUGCUCACGGCCUCGCUCCAUAAACUAGCCCGGGCUCUGGCAAAGAGGCCCGCGGCGUUCGUGGCGGGGGCCACGGCCCUCACCGCGGGAGUGUGGAUGGCGCAGUCCCAGCUGAACGCGCGCCGGUCCACGCUGGCGCACGCCGGCACGGGCGACGCGCUGCGUGGCUCCCAGUCCUCCCCGAUCUCCAGCAGCGCAGGUGACGCGGCAGCCCGCGGCGCCGCCCUCCCGGGCCUGCGCCUGCGCUCCGCGGCCGUGAUGAUCCCCCACCCCGCCAAGGAGGACCGGGGAGGGGAGGACGCCUACUUCAUCGGCGACCAGGGCACGGCGGUGGGUGUGGCCGACGGCGUGGGCGGCUGGGCCGAGGUCGGCGUGGACCCGGGCCUCUACUCGCGCGAGCUCAUGGGCCACGCGCAAGUGGCCUGCAACUCUGUCAAGGCCGGCCCGAGCGCCCCUGCGGAGAUUUUGACCCUGGCGCAUGCGGCCACGGCGGCCCGUGGGUCCUGCACCGCCUGCAUUCUGGUCAUCGAGGGCAAUGAGCUGCAUGCCGCCAACCUGGGGGACUCGGGGUUCAUGAUCGUGCGGGGGGACGAGCUGGCCUUCAUGUCCCCACAGCAGCAACACGACUUCAACUUCCCCUUCCAGAUCGGGUCCCCCGACUCGAUGUCCGACUUCCCCAGCGCUGCACAGCGCUUCUCCCUGAAGACGUACGAGGGCGACGUGCUGGUGCUGGCCACCGACGGCGUGUUUGACAACGUGUACCCCGACGAGGCGGUCUCGCUGGUGGCCGCGCAGCGCAAGCGCGGGGCCACGCCCGGCGAGGCGGCCGCCGCACUGGCGCAGUUUGCGCGGCAGCGCGCCGGGGACCAAACGCACCUGUCUCCAUUCGCCUACGGCGCGCAGCAGCGCGGGUACAGGUUCUUCGGCGGCAAGAUGGAUGACAUCACUGCGCUGGUUGCCUACGUCUGCCCCGGGGAGGGCGCCGAGGCGGCAGACCCUCCGGCAGACACCCCGGUGGCGCAGGCCAAGCUCUGA
This is a messenger RNA of Auxenochlorella protothecoides, 1035 nucleotides long. RefSeq names its product putative protein phosphatase 2C 80. Bases 1 to 1035 code for a protein of 344 amino acids. The transcript is spliced from 6 exons. The record is from RefSeq and is a predicted model, not a curated record. NCBI's taxonomy places the organism in Eukaryota, Viridiplantae, Chlorophyta, Trebouxiophyceae, Chlorellales, Chlorellaceae.